Messenger RNA from Cetraspora pellucida, 414 nucleotides. NCBI's taxonomy places the organism in Eukaryota, Fungi, Glomeromycota, Glomeromycetes, Diversisporales, Gigasporaceae. The record is from the annotation of a GenBank genome assembly.
AUGAAUGAUGAAUUUGAUAGUCAAGCUUCCAACAAAAAUAAUUCUGAGAUUGAACAAAAAUCUCAAGUUCAAGAUGUUAGUAGUGAAAGAUCACAUGCUAGUGAUGUUAUUUUGAAAGUAGAAGAGUUAUUCAAUAAGCUAGAGUCUUUGGAAAUUAAGACCAUUGCCUUAGUAACAGAUAGUGCAGCAGCUUAUACAGCAGCCAGUCAAUUAUAUGGAAUACUUACUCAAAAUCAUAGAAUUCAAGAAUUAGAUGAGCUUAAAAGGCUUUACAAAUCAACCUUAGCACCUUCCUUUUUAGACAAUUCUAAAAGUAUACUAAGUACUUUUUCUACAUUCCAAGAUACUGAAGCUGAAAUUGAUAGUUCUGAAAAUGUAAAUACUAAUAAUGAUAAAUAUACUAUGAAAUUAUAG